AUGAACCCCGGCGACAGUCGUGGCAUUCAUCCGGACGAGGAGUUGUUCCUUAACAACUCCUCGAACAGGCCCGACGAGUCGCCCAGGGUCGAGCCUUUAAGAAUCAAUAAGAGAGACUCGGCCUCCCCAGCACCGGCCAGCACUCCACCCAACGCUCCAUUGCCGUACCCCGAUGACAGACCUCGUCCCCAAAUGCGCAGCUCGUCUUCCAAUGAUGGGCGUACCGCCGACCCAACUAGAUAUGGAUCCCCGCCCGUAGGCUCGGGCUCAGGCUCAGUGAGCCCCGCCGAUUACCCCUUGGCUUUGCGCCCGCGCGAUGGUCGUGAGCCACGAAUUGCGACGCUGGCCGAGCGACGAGGGGCUGCACCGAAGCCGUUACCCGAAUCCCCAGGCCCUGAUGCGCCAGAUCGGGAAGCGUUGGCAGCCAGACAAUACCCUCGUCCUCCAGCGGCUGCUCCCGUUCCGAUGAAUGUGGCGCCGGAGAUGCCUCAAUAUGAUUAUCGCCAGCAAUACUUUCCACCUCCCCAGCGGGCCAACUCGAGACCUUCCUCUGCCCGACCUGCUUCUACGCUUAACCCUCCACAAUCCGGUGGAAUUAAUCGGAUCAAUUCGACUGCGUCGACUUCCACCACCCGUGCUGAGCGUGGAUCCCCGCCACCACCAGAGACGCCUAUAGUGGGUCCAGGCCAGCAUCCUACUUCGGAUAUCGAAGCUCGCUAUGCUGCUUCUGGAAUUGCUGGCACUGGAACACUUGCUGGUCUGCAGUCACAAAGUGUUGCAGCGCAAAGACGUGCGGCACAGUAUGCUGGACAACAGCCUACUCAACCACAGCAGCCUGCGACACAAAGACCAUGGACGCCCACUGAACAGCCGGGCUCCCAGCCACAUGGACCACCUACGGUGUACCAAGGCGCAGAUGUUGUAAGUGGUGAUGAGCACAGCCCAAUCCAUCCGUCACAGCAGAGCAGCCCACCGCCGCAACCCCAGCCGGUGCGGACUUCUCCCCAGCCCCAGCAGCCCCAGUUCCAGCAGCAAUCGCAAGAGCAGCAGUCACCACAGUCUCGGGUUCCAGCCAAUGCCUUAGAACAAGAUCUCGAUCGAAUGCGCUUGAGCUCUUCUCCCCCACCUGCUUACUCAAGCGUCUCUGCACCUACAAACAAUUACCCACCGGAAAAGCGGAGCAGUAUCGCCGCUGGAGCUGCCAUCGGAGCGGCUGCCGGAGCAGCUGCCGGCUCUGCUAUGGCAGGGCAUCCAGCAAAUAUGAGUCAAAAUCACCCUGCCAUGGCAGCAGCCGCAUCUCCAGCUCCUACAGUCUCAUCGCAGGAUCAUCCCGCCUUUGCCAACGACCCUCGCCAGCAGACUCCAGUGGGACAGUCACCGCAGGACCCCAUUGCCAAUGGAAAGCCUACUUUCCAGCAGGCCCCUCAAGUAGUACAGGUGACAUCACCUGGGCCAUCUUCUGGACUUCCGCCGGCAUCUCCUCCGCCUCUCCCUGAAGGUUGGAUUGCGCAUAUGGAUCCAAAUUCUGGACAGUACUAUUAUAUUCACCUGGCAACACAGUCCACUCAGUGGGAGUUCCCGAAAGGUCCAACGCCAUUGAAUCUCAACGAAGCUCCCAUGUCUCCCAUUGGGAGUGUGUAUAGUAGUCAUCCAAUGGCAUCACCGGGGCUAUCAGCAUUUGGAAAACCCAUGGCUUCUCCUGGUGUGCCUUUAACACCGGGGUUCGAGAGUCUCCAAUCUCCUAUGGUGGGCUUCUCUGGACCUCCACCCAGCAGCGGCAUGGAUAUGUACAAGACUGCUCCUACAAAUGGUGUCUAUUUUGGCCCCUAUCUACGAUACACAAAUAUGGAUAUUGAGCGUGGGACCUGGCUCGGCUCUAUCCUUCUAGUGGCUGAUGCCGCGCAGCCUCCCACGAUUCACCUUCACCAGAGUGUUGAUCUAUCUCCUAACCCACGACAGCUGAAAGCGGUCAAUAUUGCGGUCCACCAACGCUGGACAUUCUACAAGUAUGAGAUUGACAUUCAAAUGGAGGAGAUGGGACCCGCAAAAUGGACUUAUGCAAUCACUUCACACCUGGGCUGCACCCGCUAUGAGUUCCUUGUCGCAGGCCGACAUGAGACCAACUGGCGCUUUAUUGCAACAUCUGGCAAUGACUUUUCGAUUAAUGUCAACGCCAACGACAGAGCUCGUCUCGGUGGUGUGGGUGUUAUGUGGAAGGACAUUAUGCAGAAGCACAAUGAGAUUGGCGGUUUUCACGCGCAGUUAUGUUUGGGAGGACAGAUCUAUGCGGAUCGCAUGUGGAAGGAAAUCCCAUGCCUUAAACAAUGGCUGGGCAUUAGCGGAAAGGAAGCCAGAAAGAAUGCUCCAUGGACUGCCGCGAAUCAACAGGAUGUCUCCCAUGGAUACUUCCACUACUAUACCAGCCAUUUUGACCAACCGUACCUACGGGAAUCAUUUGCUCAAAUCCCCUACGUCUGCCAGAUUGACGAUCAUGAUAUUUUUGACGGCUUCGGCUCCUAUCCUGAACACAUGCAGUUCUCAAACAUGUUCAAGAACAUUGGCCGUAUCGGUAUUGAGAUGUACCUUCUUUUCCAGCACCAUACCACUUUGGACAUUCUCCGCAACGUGAACAAUGAUAUGGAUCUCUUCACGAUCACUGGCACUGGCUGGCACUUUGUCAAGUAUCUGGGUCCUGGUGUCGUAGUUGUUGGACCUGAUUGUCGCUCGGAGCGCAACCCUCAUCAGGUCAUGGCUGGCCCUACAUAUCAAGGUCUUUUCCCGAAGAUUGUCAUGCUGCCGCCCAGUGUACAGCACUGUCUUUGGAUGAUCUCUGUGCCCCUGAUCUACCCACGGCUGGAGACUGCGGAACAUAUUGCCCAGACCGUUGCUACUGGAAAACGGGCCGUCACCGGCACAUAUAAUCUGCUGGGCAAGGUCACUAGCUCAGUGGCCGGCGUAGUAGGGGCCAAAGAGUUCGUUGGUUCCGGCUUCGACUCUGUUAAGCGUGCCGUGGGCAAGUCUGGUCUGAUGGGCGGUAUCCUGAGUCCAUUCGGCGAGUUUGAUCUUAUGGACGAGUUGCGUGACCAAUGGACCCACGAAUCCAAGGACCUCGAACGCACCUAUCUUAUCCGUACUUUGCAGGGCAUUGCCCAUCAGAAAUCCCUUCGUAUGACUUUCCUCUCUGGUGCCGUUAAUGUCUGCGGUGCCGGUCUUGUCCACGAUCCAAGCAAUCCUUCCGACCACAAGACCAUGUACCAGCUCAUUUCCUCUCCAUCUGUCAACACCCCACCCCCAUCCUACGUCGUCAAGAUGCUCCAUAGUAGCAACAAGCCAUUGUACGUUCCCGCGAACGGUCACAAGUCCUCAUCUUCACCAACAGAUACCAAGGAGGACAUGAUGGAGAUCUUCCAGACGGAUAUCAAUGGACAAGCCCGUGAAAAUCGCAAGCUCAUGGGCCGAAGAAAUUACGUUGCUAUCGUCGCUUACGACCCCGAAGUUGUUGCUGCUACUCCUUAUGGCGCAAACACGCCACCGGGGUCCAGACCCAAGCUUAGCUUGGCGGCAGACUUCAUGGUGCAAGGCGAAGGGGCAUAUGCAAAUGUUGUCAAGUAUGGGCCUGUCAUUGUGCCAAGUCUGGAACAUGGUCGAUGA
Messenger RNA from Penicillium pulvis, 3651 nucleotides. RefSeq names its product WW domain protein. NCBI's taxonomy places the organism in Eukaryota, Fungi, Ascomycota, Eurotiomycetes, Eurotiales, Aspergillaceae. Gene Ontology annotation, cellular component: membrane. The transcript is spliced from 3 exons. Bases 1 to 3651 code for a protein of 1216 amino acids. Gene Ontology annotation, molecular function: protein binding. The record is from RefSeq and is a predicted model, not a curated record.